GAUGAUUGAACUUGAAAUAUUGUCCCUUCAUAUGAUUUUUGUUUGUGGGAAUGUUUAUGCUGUAAGAUCAGAUGUCAAAAUGUUGUAAUCUUUUUUUUGUUGCCUUUUCUUAUGUUUGAAAAGUAAUGAAAUCUGGACUCUUAAUGUUGUUGCUGUGUAGUCAUUUCAAUUCUGUCUUUUCUAUCACAUUGCAUGUUUAGUGCAGAAUUUUUUGGGAUGCAACUGGUGGGCUGUAAGAUUCUUACUGUCAGUUCUUUAUCAUGUAUUUUAAACAGAGAAGAAAGGAGAUUUGGGGCUCCUUGAUUUUUGAGAUAUUUAAAGAGAAGAAUAGGGAAGAAAGAGAGAGAAUGCUUCAGUUCCUUUUUCAUGUGCUACCUAUAUAAUUUUUGUUUAAACAAGUUGCUUAGUAAUGGAAGUGAAGAGAAACAUUGAAAAUAGGUUAAUGGAAGAGUGUAGAUUCUGAUGCUCGUUACGUAAUAUUGUUUUAUUUAAAUAGGUUUGUUGUGUUAUCAUAGAUUAUUAUUCUAAAGGGUUUUGUUUCCUAUUGAGAAUAUGCUUGUGUACUUGGUUUUUUUUUAUAGGUGUUGGAUUAUUUGAUUUAGUUCAAUUGUAUUUUCGAACUGCAAUGCUGUUUCUUCAUUUUUCUCGAGCCGGGAGACUCCUUUGGCCCGCUCUCCUCUAUGGGUAUGAGUUGCCGCCAUCCUUCUCUUCCUAGAUCCUGUCCAUAGUUUUUUUAUGAGUACGGGAUACACUGUGUAGAAUGAUGAUGAUGAAUGUUGUUUCUUCAUAAAGAGUGAAUAUUUGUGCCUUUUUUUCUUGAAUGUAGUGCUUUUGCUUUUUUUUUUUUUUUUUUUUUUUUUAUCGUUUUGAUCUGUCUUCAUGAUUGGAUGUCCCGUGGGUCAUUGCCAGUUUUUUUUACCACAUUCAUUCAUUUCCAUGAGAGUAUCCCCUUUUUUCCAACUAUUCUUGGUGGGUCUUUUUGUGAAAAGUUUGUUCCAUGUUAGUUAAAAUUGCCGACUACCUGGAUUAUGCUCAAGGCUGCCUUGUGUGCUACUAUUUUUGUUUUAUGUACUUACUAGAAAUUGCUUUACGGUUUUAGACUUUUAUAUAGAUAUGCUUGUUUGAUGAGCGUUCAUGAUAAACUUAUAAGGUUAGCUUAACAUCUCAGGUACUUCACUUGAUAGCUGUCUCUGUACCGGAAAUAAUUUCACUUAUUAGUGUGACAUACCUUUUCUGUUAUGACUUUCAGAUUCGUAAUUCUUCUUCCCUGACCCUGUCGCCUUGCCCGUUCUGUCCCCUAACUCCACUUACGAGCAACCUAGAGCUAGCUAGGUGGUUAGUUUUCUCGUUAUUUUAGGGAGAGCCUUCCCCGACAACAGGUUCCCUUUUCAAGCCACAAAUGUUGCAGGGAAAUUCUGGUGGGUCCUCCACAUUUCCUUUUGUUAUAAAUAGCUCCAAUUCCUUGGAUGGUACCCAAUCAAGUGGCUUUGAGUUCAAACCCAAUCCAGGAUCAUAUUCGUUUGGAGGCUUCUCUUUCUCAGGAUCUCUGGUUUCUUCUGCAGAUCCAAACCAACAGCAAGCUGGGCAAUCUAACCAAGUCCAAUCGGACUGCGCACAUCAGUCAUCUGAUCCAUCUGUUGCAGUUAAAAGUGAAUUGGCACCUACUAAUGAGCAUAACUCAACUAUGGUUCUUCCAUCCUCCAGUGUACCUCCUGAAGUCGAUUCCAAUGAAUUCAAUCAAAAAGCAGACUCUAAUAGUGAUGUUCAGACACCACCACUAGAGCUGAAAGGAUCUGGAUCUCAAGUAUCUGAGCGAACAUCCGAUGAUGGCUACAAUUGGAGGAAGUAUGGGCAGAAGCUUGUCAAGGGAAGUGAAUUUCCUCGAAGUUAUUACAAAUGUACGCAUCCGAACUGUGAAGUCAAAAAACUGUUUGAGCGAUCACCUGACGGAACAAUAACUGAAAUUAUUUACAAAGGAACACAUGAUCAUCCUAAACCUCAACCUAAUCGCCGACUUCCUGCUGGCUCUAUGAUGUCAGCACUUGAAGAAAGGUCUGACAGAGUGCCGUCCUUUAAUGCUCAAGAAGGCAUGCCUACAAACUCUUAUGGCCAACCAGCCCAUAACAGUGAGCUAAGUGGCACCCCUGACCUAUCCCCUUGUGGAGCUAAUGACAAUAGUGGAGAACAUAAUGCUUCUCAGUUAAAUAGAAGUUCCGAUGAUGCUGAGAAUGAUGAUCCAUUUGGAAAGAGGAGGAGGAUGGAAAUGGGAGAACUGGACAUUAAUUCGGUAGUCAAGCCUAUCCGAGAACCGCGUGUUGUUGUUCAAACUGUGAGUGAAGUAGAUAUACUUGAUGAUGGGUACCGCUGGCGCAAGUAUGGGCAGAAGGUAGUGAGAGGAAACCCUAAUCCAAGGAGUUAUUACAAAUGCACUCAUCCUGGAUGUCCAGUUCGGAAACACGUGGAGAGGGCAUCCCACGACCCUAAAGCUGUCAUAACCACAUAUGAAGGGAAGCACAAUCAUGAAGUACCAACUGCUCGGAAUAGCAGCCAUGACACUGCAGCCCCUGCAGGCACUAGCAUGGUAUCAAGGAUGAGCCCGCAUGAAAGCAAUGAUGCGGUAAGCCUUGAUCUUGGUGUCGGGAUAAGAGCAGCUUCUGGGUACAAACCUGGUCAUCCACAGCAGGUUAUGUCCAGUGACCAUCCACAGGGCCAGCCCCAAUUUAACGGUUCCAAUCUCUUGUUGCUUCAACCGAACCCAAUGUCGACAUUUUCUGGUUAUGUAAAUGGUGGUAUGGUGCUGUAUGGUUCUAGGGAAAACCAUAGUCAAGGGCAUAGUAUUGGAAAUCAGCCUGUAAAUAAUUCUUCUACACAUUCAUAUCAGCAAAACAUGGGAAGAAUACUCAUGGGUCCUUGAAUUAAAGCAGAAGAAACCGAAAAAAUGUCAUUUUUUUCGUCUUUCCUUUUAUAUGUUCUUAAUUCAUAUUUUUAUUUACAUAGGAUGGCCAGAAAUCCCCAAUAGUUAUCAAAGUAUCUUCACUUGUUAACUAUUCUGAUGUUAUAUUAUAUUUCGAUUGGAUAUAGACGUUAGUUCUAAUCAGCCAAGGCGAGCUGAGCUGAGCCGAGCCUGAGAACUUGUGUAUAGUUUUAAUUUGUUACCAAUGUAAGCAAACGUAUAGAGUAUAUUUGUUUGAAAUGGAAAAGAGCGCUAUAUGGAGCCAUAGGCGAAAUUAUGAAGGUCUUAUGGAUCAAUCCCCGUUAGUAUUUAAUA
Amaranthus tricolor (Joseph's coat) is the source of this 3268-nucleotide messenger RNA. Its product is annotated as probable WRKY transcription factor 20. The transcript has 6 exons. The record is from RefSeq and is a predicted model, not a curated record. Bases 1400 to 2914 code for a protein of 504 amino acids. Lineage: Eukaryota; Viridiplantae; Streptophyta; Magnoliopsida; Caryophyllales; Amaranthaceae. Gene Ontology annotation, biological process: regulation of DNA-templated transcription. Gene Ontology annotation, molecular function: DNA-binding transcription factor activity; sequence-specific DNA binding.